AUGGCGGCCACAACAUUCGACGUUGGCUACCUGGCCGCGUCGUAUUCCGUCCCCGAGACGACGCUGCAGUCGCUCAUAUCUGAACCCACCGUAGAGCUUGUCCAAACAUUGCUCACUCAGAUCGAAGCCAAGGCGCGCGCCUAUGAUGACCUCCAGUCGGAGAAGAUCCGCAUUGAUGUCGAACUUGAGGCCGCUGUACAGGCCGGCGAGCAACGCGCGCGAAGCUUGAAGGCCAUAGCAGAGAAGGCCCAGAAAGAGGCUGAUGAGCUGAAGGAGAAGCUCGCCCAUGAAGAACAUGCGAGACAAGAGGCAGAGACGGCGCUGCACAACCUGCAGGCCGCAACCAGCAGCUCCUCGUCCGAGACACAGGCGCUGGAAUCGCGCAUCAAGACACUCGAGGCCCAUAACCGCGAUGCAAUGGCCAUGCACGAAGCUAAGACGGCUGCACACGACCGCCUGGCCAAGGAGCUGUCUGAGCUGCACGAGAAGUGGUUAGAGCUGCGCAAACAGGCGUCUGCCCUGGAGCAGAAGAACCAGUCGCUCGAGAGCGAUGCCACCAACGUCAAGUUCCGCGAGGCCAACCUGCAGCAGGAGAUUGAGCAGCUGCGGAGCAACAACGACUGGUAUACCACUGAACUCAAGACCCGCUCCGACGACCACAGCAAGUACCGCAAGGAGAAGAACGCCCAAAUCGCCCAGCUUCAGCGCGACAUUGCCGAUGCCUCCGAGACGAUCGAUACCCUACGCCGCGCCGAGACCCUCCUCCGACAGCACAUUGACGAACUCAAGAACAAGGCCGAGGAGGACCGCCUGCGCAUCGAGGAACUUGAGAAUGCCGCAUCGACAGCCGAGGCCAACUUCCGCAUCGAACUCGACGGCGCCCGACGACUGGCGGCUUUGCACCAGCAGAACAAUGAGAUGACCAAAAAGCGCCUGGAGCAACUGCAGGCUGACAGCGAACGCAUCCAGGAAGAUGCUGCUAACGAGAUUGGCCAGCUACAGGCCGAUGUUGAGCUCGAACGCAAUAGGGCUGCUGAAGCCGAAGCCCGCACGGCCGAGCUGGAGACGCUUGUCGAGACUCUCAAGAGUGACAACUCUGACCUUCGAAGCUCGGUUCGCGUCCCUGCAACGCCUCGUCAUGGUAUGAGCAUGAACGGAGGCUUCAGCACGCCGGGCAGGGCUGCAUCACCCGCCGUUUUCUCUCCUGGCGGUUCCCAACUCCGAGCUGACGCUUCCAAGACCCAGUUGCUGAUUGAAAACAACGAUCUCAAGAAGGAGCUCCGUAAAGUCCGGGAAAAGCACGAGGAGCAGAGCAGCAUUCUCAACGAGAUGCUUCAAGAACUCGAACGACGGCAGCCUGAGUUCGAUGAGCUUCGUCGUCAAAACGACGCACUCAUCGAGCAGAACAACGACAUUUCUACUCUUCUUGAAGAGGCCAUCGCCGAGCGCGAGGCAGCUCAACGGGACUCUCGCAAGGCACUGGGUGAUCUUGAGGGUGUCCAGAACGAGUGCGCGCUACUUCAGCGUCAAGUUCAGGACACGACGAUCCAGUUGCGCUCGCUUCUAUGGCGACGUGAAGCCGAAGAGAACGGCAUCGCCAGCCUCCCCGAAGAUCAGCAAAAGUUUAUCCUCGAGACCGUUAACAAGAACGAAUUACCGGACGACCUAUUGCCUGACGAUUCGCCGACACACAACAUGAUCACCAAGCAUCUUGUGCUGUAUAAGAACGUAGUCGAGAUUCAACAACAGAAUGCCGAACUUUUACGUACCAUUCGACAAGUAGGUGACGAACAGGAGAAGCAAGAAGCUCGCAUGGCUUCCGAACAGUACCAAAAGGACAUUGAGGAGCUUGGUCGCCUACGCUCCGUGGUCGCCGAGAAGGAGGAAGAGAUCAAAUCUCUCCAUGUACGCUCACAGACUCUGAAGACAGAGCGCGACAUGUACAGUCGCAUCGUGAGUGGUCGUGGCCAGUUGCCUUCUCACUCACAGUCAACCUCUAUCUUCGCACAGUCGGUACCAGCGACAGGAGGCUUCUUGCAGCUCGAGAACGGCUCUCAGUCUCGUGAGAUUCCGGAAUACAGCAAGCUUAUCAAGGAUCUCCAAUCUCAUAUUGACUUGCUGAAGGAGGAGAGUGCUACCGACCGUGCCACACUUAAGUCACAAGUCGAUACAUUGACCAAGGAUAACUCCCAGCUUCAGAGUGAGAAGCUCCGAUUCGAGUCACAAGUGCGACGUGAGCAGGACAGGUAUGCUCGUCUCGAGGGUAGCAUCAAGCUGCUCCAAUCAGAGAAGGACUCCCUCCAGGAGCGCUACAACAAGGUCCAGGCGACCAUGGCCCAGCAGGAUGAUAGGCUUGUCAAGGCUACUCAAAAUGCGGCCGAGGCUGAAGCCCGUCUCCAGAGCCUACAGGGUGAGAUGGUUCAGCUCAAGGCAUCCCAGCAGAUGUCUGCAACAAUCGAAGCGCGCCUCAAGGAGAGGAACCAAGAAUUGGUUACCGAACGUGACCGCCUGAGCAACAUGGUUUCCUCGAUUCAAAGUUUGCGUAAUGAAGCUGAAUUGGCCACUGCCGAAAGCCGACGCGAACUUCAAAACACAGUCGACAAGCUUCGAGCUGACCUGCAGACUGCCGAACGCAAACUGGAGGAUGAGAUUGCGGAGCACAAAAAGGUUAUCCAAAUGCGGGACUACGAGCGCACCGAAGCACAGCGAAGGAUUGACGAUCUUAUCGCCGCUCGCAACAGUGCUGAACUCAAGUCUGCGACUGCCGACUCGACUCGUCAACAACUCGAGCAGCGUGUCAAGGAUCUCCAAAACCAACUUCAACUGGCUGAAGAGCGUGUGCAGGCUCUCCAACCACGAUCUGCUUCGCAGACCAACGGCUCAAACGAAGAGGAAUCAGUCAAUCGUGAAGAAGAGCUUACUGCAGAAGUUGCAGAACUCAAACGCAAGAUUGAACGCAAGGAGGAAGACCUGGAAGCUGUCACUGCUCAAAUUGCCGGUUUCCAGGAGAUUGCACAAGAUGCAGAAAACCGACUGCAGAACUUUGUAGAGGCCCAUGAGAAACUCCAAGAGCAGAUCAACUUGGCACAGCAGGAGAAGGAUGCUAUCAUUAGCGAUUUGCAGCAGCGCGUUGAAGAUAUCUCUUCUGAGCUUGCCACUAGCAGCACCGAGCUUACGCAACUCCGAGGACAGCACGAGCAGGAUACUUUGGUACUCCGACAAGAGAAGGAAGCACUCGAGUCAGAGAUCACAAGACUCAAGAACGAUGUUGCCGAUUACAAGGCUGAGGCUGAAAACCAGAUGCAGUAUGUCAAGACACAGGCCGAUAUCGCCGAGCGCGCCCAAAAGGACUACGAGCACGAAUUCCAGAAGCACGCUGAAAGCAUGGAGAGACUACGUGAACUACGGGAACAGCACAACCAACUACAGACCGAGAUUACGGAGUUCAAGACUCAAGCUGAAGCGGCACGUACGACAUUGGAGCAGAGCCAAGAGCACUGGAAGUCGACGGAAGCGCGAUAUGAAGAGCAGAUUGCAGAAGCCAAACGUCGUCACGACGACCUGAAGCAGUACAACCAAACAUUGCUCAAGCAGUUCGACGAAUAUAAGGAGCAGAUCAACAGCUUGAAGAACGAACGUGGUGCUGUGGCAGCAGCCGGCGAUGUGGGCACUACCGAAUCAGGCUCAAGCAAUCUUCAGGAUAUCGAAACCUAUCUCCGCCGCGAGAAGGAGAUUCUAGAAGUACAACUGAACCUCAAGGUCCAGGAAUCGAAGCGACUGGAGCAACAACUGACCCACGCCCAAACUCAACUCGACCAGACUCGGGAAAAGCUGCUGGAAGAACAAGCCAAGGCUUCUGGUUCACAGAGCAACUCCAGUCUCGCCCACCUUAACAAAAACCUUGAGGAGCUCAAUGUCUACCGCGAAAGCAACGCGACGCUGCGAAGCGAGAAUACUCGUUUGCAGAAUUCGCUUGCUGAAAAGGCUAAGGCAUUGGAGGCUCUUCAAAGUGAGCUUGAACCACUGCAGGUUCGUGUUUCCGAACUCGAAGGAGAGCUCGAGCUCAAGGCCGGUCACCUCAAGGCUGUUGAAGAAGAUCGUGAUCGUUGGCAGAAGCGCCACCAGGACGUACUCCAACGAUACGACCGCAUCGAUCCCAAGGAACUUGAGGAUCUCAAGAAACAGAUCGAGGACCACAAAGCUGAGCGUGAUCAGGCAUUGCAGCAAGCCUCUGGACUUAACGAGCAGAUUACCGAUCUCACUGCUAAACUAGAGAAGGCAGUGAGUGAAAAGGACGCCGAAGUCAAGUUCGCAAGGGACAGGUUCCAGAAGAUCCAUAACGAGCGCAUGGGCAAGAAGAACGAGGAGAUGAAGGCUAUUGCUGCCGAGCGAGACGAAGCUCAGAAGUCAGUUGAGAACUUGAAGCAAGAACUUGAGACUCUCAAGCAACAGCUCGCCAGUGCACAGACAGCAGGUACGGAUGCUGGUCAAGCACAAGAGCGGAUAGCAACACUGGAGAAAGAGCUGGAGCAAGCACGCGCGCAACUCGGAGCUGUCCAGCAAGAGCUCGAGGCAGUCAAGGCAGCUCGCGACGAAGCCAUCGCUCAAGCAAACGCAUCCUUACAGUCAAUUGGAAACGCAGAUGCGGGCGAAGAAGGCCAGGUCAGUGAAGGGGAUUCUACCGCUUUGGCACAACAAAUCUCGACACUGCAAAAGCAACUCGAGGAAGCUCAACACAAGGCUGCCGAAGCUGAGAGCAGCCGAUCUGCUGCCACUGACCAGUUGUCUCACCUGCAAGCCCAAUUGUCAGCCCAGAUCGACAGCCUUGAGAGGCUCCAGAAGGAAACCGCUGAGAAGAGCACAACCAUUGAUGAGCUUCGCCAGCAGUUCUCGCAAGCACAAGCACAAGCUCAACCUCAAGACCCACAAACUGCACCAACUACAGUACCAACUGAGCCUAGUGAUGAUUCCGCUUCGCGUGCGGAGAUCGAAAAACUUAAGGAAGAGCUUGCCGCGAAGGUGCAAGAGAUUGAUGAUCUCAAGGCACAGCUCGCUACCGCGCAAUCCAACGAGCGUUCUUCUGCGGCUAAUGCCAAUGCGGAAACUUCUCAAGAUAGCGACGAGAUUGCUGCAAUCAAGGCCUCGCUUGACCAGCGUGAAGCCCAACUUAAGGAACUUGAGGCCUCACUCAAUGGUCGUGAAGGCGUCAUUGCUAAGAAGGAGGGUAACCUCGAGAAUCUGAGGAAGAAGGCCAACGAGCGCGUCUCAGCAAUCAGAGCAGAGACUGACGCAGAGCUUGCCAGAUUGAAGGGCGCUCAUGAGGCCGAACUCGAACGACUUCAGCAAGAGAAACAGAUGGCCACUCCUAAGGAGACUGCCGAGGCAUCAACAGAGCCUUUGCCUGAAGGCAUGAUUCAUACAGAGGAUCUCCCAAGACCCAGAGUGACGGACAGCCAGCUUGCUCAAUGGUUCAGAACUAACACUGGGGCACUCAGAGUUGUCAAGGCGCAAAUUCAAAACAACCUCAAAAAGGCAACGACUUCUAGAGACGAGACGAUUGCUAAGCUGCGUCAAGAGAUUGAACAAAUCAACACGCAAAAGGCUAUCGACGGCAUCACAGGUGUGAAGCAGGAGCCAGAGCAGGCGAAGCAAGCUGCCUCGAGCGAAGAUGUCAACGCAAUCAACGCUGCCUGGGAAGAGAAGCUCAAGGUGAAGCUGCAGGAGAAGGAGACAAGCAUGAACAAGACGUACGAGAUGAAGUCGAGAGUCAAAGACUCGCAGCUCAUGCUCGUACGAGCCAGGUUCAGCUACGUCGAGACGGCUGCAAAGGAAACACCAACCGAGGAGGUUGCAAAGGUUUAUGCGAUUGCAAUGACCCAAAAGCCCAAGCCUGACAAUAAGGCUGGCGCACAACCAGCUACUCCUGCGAAGCCAAACCUCACACAAGCUCAGCUUCCAAACCAGGCACCAAAUUCAUCAACGCCAUCACAGGCCGGUGCGACGCCGGUGCAGCAACAGCAGGCAGCACCGUCGGUGAAUAACACUCCUCAAGCCAAUGGGGCUGACAACAACUCUGGAUUUCAAGUACCUCACCAAUCGAACCCAUUCCUUCAGUCUGUCGGCCAAGGUAACGCUACCAACCCGUUCAUGCAAGGCGCAAACCAAAUGGGUCGGGGUCUGCCUCAACCAGGCUUUGUAGCACAAAAUCAAGGUCAACAGCAACAGGGUCGCGGUCGUGGUGAUGGCGUGGGAACCGGUCCACAAGCCAUCCGCGGUGCCCUUCAAUCGAACAUUCCCCGUGGUGGCGGCACAGGCAUCCCGCUACCUGGCGGCCGUGGACGAGGCCAGCAGAUGAACCAACAGCAGCCGCAAACCCAACUCCCAACCCAAGCUGCAGGUGCAGGUGCUUCACAGAUUGGUCGUGGUGGCGGUCGAGGCGGUGGUCGUGGCCGCGGCAAUGCCGGCCAGCAGAACCAGAAUCAAGCCUCACCAGGCCGAGGACUCAACCCCGGAGCUGCUGGCUUCCAACCUGCUGGUCAGGCUGCCCAGGCCGGCCGUGGCCAGAAGCGGAAUGCAGAAGAUGAUAGCGAAGGCGCUACACGUGGUGGAAAGAGAGCGCGAGGUGGACGUGGUGGAGCUGGCGGUGGAGCACCAGCUGCUGCAGAGUAG
This is a messenger RNA of Bipolaris zeicola 26-R-13, 6669 nucleotides long. RefSeq lists its product as uncharacterized. NCBI's taxonomy places the organism in Eukaryota, Fungi, Ascomycota, Dothideomycetes, Pleosporales, Pleosporaceae. Gene Ontology annotation, cellular component: nuclear pore. The coding region runs from base 1 to 6669 and encodes 2222 amino acids. Gene Ontology annotation, molecular function: structural constituent of nuclear pore. Gene Ontology annotation, biological process: mRNA export from nucleus; protein import into nucleus. The transcript is spliced from 3 exons. The record is from RefSeq and is a predicted model, not a curated record.